This is a messenger RNA of Clonostachys rhizophaga, 372 nucleotides long. Lineage: Eukaryota; Fungi; Ascomycota; Sordariomycetes; Hypocreales; Bionectriaceae. The record is from the annotation of a GenBank genome assembly.
AUGGUUCUAAACCUCCUGUACAAUCCUAAUCACAACUAUAGGCUCUCUACUCAAACCAAUUCAACAGGCAAAAAGCUGCAUACAAUUACGCAGGAGCAAGUGCAAGACUAUACAACAUGCUGCAGUUGCAUAAGGUGUCUGCAUCAACUGAUUGUUCACCGGCUGAGGGAGAGCACAGGAAACGUCUAUGGCUUGCCGCCUGCCUUCGAGGUUGAUCAAACCGACCUUGCAUAUCCUAAGCAAACUCAAGAUUCACCAGAUGAGAUAGAGGAGUUCAGCGAUGCCGACUUUCUAACUGCCCGUAUAAAGCUUACUACUAUUCAAAUAAGAAAUUUGAAUAGCGCGUCUCACAUCGGCCUUGACGACGCAUAA